UGCCCAGCCGAGUAAAAACUUUGUAGUGUCUACAUUCAUUCAUGGUGAUUCUGAAGAAGACUUUUGUUUUAUAACGUUCAUUCCUCGAAGUUAAGUUAAGUUAAGUCGCUGCAUCAAAAGAGGGAGAGCAAUGGCAGAAGCGUCAAGCAGUAGUUUUGAAAGUUCUACCAGUACCAGUACAAGCAACCCUGAGGCUGAGGGCAGAUCAAGACCUCCUGAUGAGGCUCCAAAACUUGAGUUGGCUGAACAACAACAUCAACAUCAAUCUACCGAGUCUGGCAUUGGGGAUGAGGUUAGUUUUUCAUUUCCCCAUUCUGCUUCCGAUGAUCAUAUUGAAACUCUGUUCCAUGCUUUUUCUGUUGACAAUUCGUGCAAAACUUUGAAACCCAUUAAUGUCGAAGGAGCCAGCAAUGGUGUCCUAUUUGAAAACCAAUCACUUUCCAGCUCUUCAGAAGGUGAUGAUUUCGUACCCGUCAAAGCUUCAGACGAUGUUCUUGUCGACCUGGACGGCAUUGAUCUGCCAUCACUAAAUGCAAUGAGCAAUUCCCCUGCCAAGUCCUUUGUACGAGUGGAACAAGUGCAGCCUGCGUUUUACAGUGAUAUAUGCCAGGAAAAUGAGAGAAUACUCAGAAAAACUGCAUCUGUGAGUAAAAAUCCUAAAAUGACCGACUAUCUCCUGCGGAAGAAUCAAACUAUAGACAAUGAACUGUGUAACGUCGAACAGCAUCUAAAAAAAAGAAAUGAGGACUUGCAACUCCAACUACACUUACAGGAAAAGGAGGUUGAAUCAUUAAAAAAUGACUUGGAAUCAUUAAGAAAUGAGUUGGAUGAAACGAAGCGUGAGAACAAAUUUCUUCGAGGAAUGCUGGAGUGGGAAAUACGAAAGGGAGUGAGUGAAAUGGACACCAAAAAUCACGAGAAAACUCGCUUGAGAAUGAAACAACCUAAUCUGAGAAAAUUGAAUGAUCCAAAAAAUCAAUUGGCAAAAGCUGAGCAAAAGUUUGAGUCAUGUCAACAACAAAUCCGAGAACUUAAAGGUGAAAAUGCAGAGCUUCAUGCACGAAAUGCUGUGAAUGAGGCUGAAGCUGUAAGACUUGAGAAAGAAAAAACUGCUGCUAUUAAAGAAAUGGAGGAGGAACUUCAAGCACUGGUUAGCACCCUCCAUCAAUUGAUCGAGGAAAGAGUUGAUUCUAUUCACUCGCAUUUAUGCAGUGUGAGCAAAACGUACGCCCUGCACUAUCCAAAGACAAGAACUGGAUCAUUUGCUGCACUCCACCUCGAAACUAGUAGUUUGUCACUGAAUAGAGUGAGCUCAAGUGCACAACCGUCUAUGAAAGGCAAACCUGAGAGCUCCUCAAUGCCAGUUGGAGCUGAUGUAACUCAAUUUGCUUGUCCAGAUCUUGCUAGUGUUUCUGGUCUUGAGCUCUGCACAAUUGAAGAAAAGAAAAGUUCAGUCCUAGAGCUAAGUAUGGAGUCUGAAAUACCACCACACGACCUGGUUUCUUUGGCUUCUUAUUUCGACAAUGUUGACCUUCUUGUUGGUUUGUUACCACUCAGCGCUGCUGUUGUGUCAGAUGUAGUGAAUAAAAAACAUUCACAUACUACACAAAGUGCAGUACAUUAUGGUUUAUUGAGUUGGGGAAGAAUAAAACCUGAGGAGGUAACGUUUCAAGCACUUAUAGACAUUGCUCACAAGCUGACAAGAGAGGACAUAGUUAGAAACAUUAAAGAAUACUUCUAUAAAAACUAUCGCAACAUGUGAUUUUUUUCCUCUUCUUACAUGCACCGUUGUAGUUAUCUGUUUGUACGCACACUAGAUCCCCUUUUAUAUCUAGAGAAUUAUAAUUAUUAUUUGA
Halichondria panicea is the source of this 1856-nucleotide messenger RNA. RefSeq lists its product as uncharacterized. NCBI's taxonomy places the organism in Eukaryota, Metazoa, Porifera, Demospongiae, Suberitida, Halichondriidae. Bases 131 to 1762 code for a protein of 543 amino acids. The transcript is spliced from 3 exons. The record is from RefSeq and is a predicted model, not a curated record.